This is a messenger RNA of Tripterygium wilfordii, 1057 nucleotides long. RefSeq names its product histone acetyltransferase HAC1-like. Lineage: Eukaryota; Viridiplantae; Streptophyta; Magnoliopsida; Celastrales; Celastraceae. The transcript is spliced from 4 exons. The record is from RefSeq and is a predicted model, not a curated record. Gene Ontology annotation, cellular component: transcription regulator complex; histone acetyltransferase complex. The coding region runs from base 147 to 803 and encodes 218 amino acids. Gene Ontology annotation, biological process: positive regulation of transcription by RNA polymerase II. Gene Ontology annotation, molecular function: chromatin DNA binding; histone acetyltransferase activity; transcription coactivator activity.
AACACAAACCUUUAAAAACCCUUUCACGCAGAUCCAAAAACUACUUCCUCCUCCCUGCCGAUACUCCUUUUUAUUCGAGUGAACCCUAAUUUCACUCCGCUCUCAUAGUCGUCGCUUCGUUUUCAGCUUUACUUGCAAAGAUAAAGAUGUCGAGCGCUUUAAAUUUUUCUGGAGACGAUAUCAUCGCUGCUGUAGAUGCAAGGAUGUCGAGCAUUUUAUAUAAUUUGUCUCUAGACGAUAGCAUCAACAACAGCAAAAAGUCCGGACCCGGUCCAGUCCGACGCUUCCCCAACCGCGGCGCCAAUCGAGGAGCUCCGUAUACGGCCGCGAAGGUGGAGAUAAGUGAUUUACCUACUGAUACGAAGGAUACAGAUGAGAUUUUUGAAAGAUUGUCAAUGUUAAGUCUCUCUCCAGGAAACCACUAUCAGGAUGGAGGCAUCAAUCAUCCCCAUAAGUUGACAAAUGAUCCGUCCAUGGCUGAGCGUGGUGCUCAAAAUAAAGAAGCUAGUAUUGCAGAGAAAUGGUCGUAUUUGCUUGAUCUUGUGGUGCACACAUUUCAGUGUCGUUCUUCACUUUGCCAACAUCCAAAAUGUAGUAAGCUGAAGAAGCUCAACCGGCACUGGAGACGAUGCAGGAGAACUGCAUCUAGAGGAUGUGUUCUUUGUUGGAAAAUGUGGUAUCUAUUGCACUAUCAUGCAAGGGCAUGCAAAGACUCUGAAUGCAAUGUGCCACGUUGCAGGGAUUUAAAGAACAUUUUAUGCACUAGACAAGUUGCAUCAAAAGAGAGAGUGAGAAAAGCUUAGGAGGAAUGGUCAGACAAUAGUGAUACGAAUAAGCAGAGCACCAAAAAACAGAAGAAGAUGGGGCUCCUGACAUUGUGAGAAACCUUUUCUGAUUUUCAUCUGUUAAUAUCAGAAGAUACAUAUUUUGAAUAAUGUAUUUUUUGCAAGCUUAUUAGCUACUUUAUUUGGAGAUUAUAUUUUUGCAUCAUUAGUGAUGAUGCUGUUCAAUGUGAAAAACAUCCAUGAUCCAAUGUCAAUAUAAAAAACAGAUUCAA